Grammomys surdaster is the source of this 1155-nucleotide messenger RNA. Its product is annotated as neutrophil immunoglobulin-like receptor 1. The record is from RefSeq and is a predicted model, not a curated record. Bases 99 to 797 code for a protein of 232 amino acids. Gene Ontology annotation, biological process: cytokine-mediated signaling pathway. Gene Ontology annotation, molecular function: inhibitory MHC class I receptor activity. The transcript has 4 exons. Lineage: Eukaryota; Metazoa; Chordata; Mammalia; Rodentia; Muridae.
CCCUGCCUCCAGGGCCAUACCCUGUUUCCAAUCCCUUCUGAAAGACUUCUCGAGCAGAGCACUGCCCUCAAGCAGAGUUGUAGCCUCUGAGAGAUGCCAUGACCUUCACCUUCACAGCCCUGCUCUGUCUUGGACACACUCUGGGACUCAGAAUCUCAGUGCUGGCAGGGUCCCUUCCUAAGCCUAUCCUUAGAGUACAGCCAGACUCUGUGGUCUCCAAGCAGAGUAAGGUGACCUUCUUGUGUGGGGGGACCCAAGGAGCCAGAUGGUACUGUCUUUAUAAAGAAGGAAGCCAAUAUCCACUGUGCAAAGAAAUUCCAUCUAAAUCUGGCAACACAGCUGAAUUCCCCAUCUCAAAAAUUGACGAGCACCAUGCAGGACAUUACUACUGUUAUUAUCAGAUCAAUGGUAAACAUUCACAGGUCAGUGACGCCCUGGAGCUCGUGGUGACAGGAGCACACAGUAAACCCAGCCUGUCAGCCCAGCCCAGCCCUGUGGUGACCUCAGGACAGAAGGUUAUCCUCCAGUGUGUGUCAGGGCAGAAUUAUGACAGGUUUAUUCUGACUAAGGAAGGACCACAAAAACUCUACCAGAUGCAGAACUCAUGGUAUAACUAUACUACUAGGAAAUUUGAGGCCUUCUUCUCUGUACAUCCAGUGACCUCCAACCAGAGGUGGACAUUCAGAUGCUACUACUAUGACAGUCAUAACCCAGAAGUGUGGUCAGAGCCUAGUGACCCCCUGGAACGCCUGGUCUCAGGUGAGGAACCACAUCCUUUCCACUUAAUGGUGAGGUGAAACGGUGCUCAGGGAGGCUUCAUGUUGUGUUUUGUUCAAAAGAGAGAACCAGGAUAUGUUUUGUAGAGCCAAGUAUGGUGAAGUGUGAGGAGUGCCUCUGAAGGACCCAUCCCUUCCCUAUCAGGUACAAACCAUAUGACAGAUAUUGUAUAGAAUAGAGUUUGUUUAUGGACAUGAGAAGGGGAGUUGAAUAGAGACAGGCAGAGAGAGGGGGAGGGGAAAAGGUCAGUCAGGAAUACUUGGACAGAGAAGCGGGGUGGAGUGUGCAUGAAGGAACAGAGGGAAAAGAAAUCAGAGAGAAAAAAAGGCAAAGAGAAUAGGAGAGUGAGGAGGGAACAAACACCUCUUUUCUAGGAAG